GUGGUUGUUAGGCCGGCCCCUGCUAAGCAUCAUUUGUGCUCGUUUCCGUUCCAGGCACAACAGUUCAGUAAAUCAGAGAGUAUAUGUCACUAAGAUGAAACGCUGAAACGAUUGUCACGGUAACCGAUGCGUAUCAAACGCAAACGAACGAGAAUCUCACACGGAAAACGACCAGAAGUGAAGACGAGAGAGGCGUCUGGAACUGUACUGAUACUCCUGCAGCCGAAUCAGCUUCUUCGAUCGCUGUCUGCAUCGCCAACGCCGCUGCCACUGCUGCUGCAUACUUUCAGGCAGGAAAAUUGCGAAAUUCGGUGCGCGUAGCAAAUGGCAAGUAACAUGGCGAGUCCACGGCAUUACUACGACAACCGAGUGAGAACGAAAAGCAUCGAGGACGUGAAACUGGCACAAGUCAUGCAGGUGAAGUCGCAAGAACGGUGGGAUGACGGAAAGCCGCUAAGCAUACUCGCACUAGACCCCGCCGACAGGGCUGUACUGAAAAUUGCAGACGAAAGAGAUGCAAUACAGAAGAAAACAUUCACGAAAUGGGUGAACAAGCAUCUCGCAAAGCAUUGGCACUACGUCCAGCGCCGGACAGAAGUCACAGAUCUCUUUGAGGGCCUCAGAGAUGGACGCAAUCUCAUAUCACUGCUCGAAGUCCUGUCGGGGGAGCUACUGCCACGAGAGAGGGGCCGGAUGCGCUUCCACAAGCUACAGAACGUGCAAACAGUUUUAGACUUUCUUAGAUUUAGAGGCAUUAAAAUUGUAAAUAUUCGCCCCGAUGACAUUGUAGAUGGAAACCCAAAGUUAACGUUAGGCUUGAUAUGGACAAUCAUACUUCACUUCCAAAUCUCGGACAUCACUGUGUCGGGCGAGCAGAGCCUGACGUCACACGACGCGCUGCUCACGUGGUCGCAGCGUACGGUAGCUGGCUACCCGGGAGUGAAGGUGAACAACUUCAGCGAGUCAUGGCGCGACGGGCUCGCCUUUGCCGCGCUGCUGCACAGAAACAGGCCGGACCUGUUAGAUUUCAAGGAGCUAAAGUCGAUGCCGCCACGAAAGCGGUUACACGUUGCAUUCACGAUAGCAGAGCAACAGUUUGGUGUGACGAAGCUACUAGACCCAGAAGACGUCGAUGUCGCACGACCAGAUGAUAAGUCACUGAUCACCUACAUCUCAUCACUGUACAACGUAUUCCCUGAUAUACCUCCUCCUCAGUACUCUCUACAGGAAGCCGAGAGGCAGGCUAAGUACGACGAGUACAGGGAACUAGCGCACUACAUCCAACGUUGGAACAAGGAAGCGACUGCGAUGAUGGUCGAUCGAAACUUUCCCAACGCUCUCCCGGACAUGAAGAAACUGCUGCAGGAGUUUAACAAGUUCAAGGCCGAGGACAUUCCUCAACGCCUGAAGGACAUUCGCAAACUGGAUAUUCUGCACAAGGAGCUAGACGCGAUGGGACCGGGGAACGCCGGGCAGUACGAGGUCGAGUCUGAGCUGAAGUUCAGCGUCAUCAACCGCAGCUGGAACCGCCUGAUGGUCUACACGCAGGAGCGCGAGAUGUCCCUGCACCACGAGAUAUCCAG
This is a messenger RNA of Priapulus caudatus, 1583 nucleotides long. Its product is annotated as plectin-like. The record is from RefSeq and is a predicted model, not a curated record. Gene Ontology annotation, biological process: actin cytoskeleton organization. Gene Ontology annotation, molecular function: actin filament binding. NCBI's taxonomy places the organism in Eukaryota, Metazoa, Priapulida, Priapulimorpha, Priapulimorphida, Priapulidae. Gene Ontology annotation, cellular component: cell projection; cell junction; cortical actin cytoskeleton.